Cooperia oncophora is the source of this 456-nucleotide messenger RNA. Lineage: Eukaryota; Metazoa; Nematoda; Chromadorea; Rhabditida; Trichostrongylidae. The record is from the annotation of a GenBank genome assembly.
CUGACCGACGCCAAAGGCACGCCGGUUGGAGUUGCUUCUGUACAGUACUUAUCUGCUGGAUCUGGACAUCCAGUUGUUUUGUCGUAUCAUCCACGUGCUGGCCCACAACAGGGCAGUGGUCCGCCGAUCGCCUCCCUUCAACGUGGUUCAGCGUCGCCAACCACCCAUGAACGAGUGGCACAUAUCAUCCCUUUUGAACAAGGAUCAGUCUCAACCCAAACGCAGGCUGUUAUUGCCAAUGUGCCGUCUCUGGCUCAACCUCGCGUCGUUCAAGCUACACAAAUCGUCCAGAAACAAAACGAUAACACCUUUCGUUUUGCUCAGAUGGGAUCCGGCGGACAGUUCACUGUUGCACCGCCGAGCGAAAGAACACCAACAAAAAGUGCGCCGGUAGUCAUGAAACCAGCAGGUAGUGCAGUUGUGGUCUUUUUCUCAAGUGUAAUACGUUACGCUUGA